AUGUCCCAGACUCUCAGAUCCUCGGUCUCUUUCUUGAGCCGAGCAGUCCGCCAACAGAGCCCGAUCGUGCGUCGAAGCUUUGCUACUACUCCUAUCAGACGUGCCGACCCUGUCCAAGACCUGUAUAUCCGUGAACUCGCUGCCUACAAGCCCGCCCCCCGCAAGGCCAACGAUGCCGAUGCCCAUGUCCAAAAGUUUGUCGCUCCCAGCGCCCCCCAGUCCCCCGAGGAGGCCGACAUCUCCGCCGACCUGAAGGCCUACGAGACCCAGGCUGUUGAGGUCGAAGGCCAGGGACAGGAGGCCGGCCAGCCCACUCCAGUUGAGGAGGACUGGCUCGAGAUGGAUGAGGAGAAGCCUGCUGCUCACUAA
This is a messenger RNA of Nannizzia gypsea CBS 118893, 369 nucleotides long. Its product is annotated as ATP synthase subunit H. NCBI's taxonomy places the organism in Eukaryota, Fungi, Ascomycota, Eurotiomycetes, Onygenales, Arthrodermataceae. The transcript has 3 exons. The coding region runs from base 1 to 369 and encodes 122 amino acids. The record is from RefSeq and is a predicted model, not a curated record. Gene Ontology annotation, biological process: proton motive force-driven ATP synthesis.